AUGAGGUUGCUGAUCGCCUUUGCGACUGUGUUGGCCGUUGCUUCGGCACAGACAGCAGCUGACAGAUUCCCGGAUGACUUCAUGUUUGGAGCUGCGACAGCCGCUUAUCAAAUCGAAGGAGCCUGGAAUGAAGAUGGGAAGGGAGAGAACAUUCAAGACUACCUUUUCCACAACCACCCAGAAUAUACAACAGGAGACACAGGGGACGUCGCUUGCGAUUCUUACCACAAGUACAAGGAGGACGUGCAGAUGCUGAAGGCCAUCAAUGCGAACGUAUACCGUUUUUCGAUUUCCUGGUCACGUGUGUUGCCUACUGGGGAUGUGGACGUUAUCAACCAGCCUGGUAUCGACUAUUACAACAACCUCAUCAACGAGCUGCUCGCCAACGGAAUUCAGCCAAUGGUGACUAUGUACCAUUGGGAUCUUCCUCAACCACUGCAGUACAUCGGAGGCUGGCCCAACGAGUUGCUUGCAGACUACUUCGUUGAAUACGCCAGGGUACUGUUUGAAAACUUCGGAGACAGGGUGAAAUGGUGGGUCACGUUCAACGAGCCAGCUACCUUCGUGCAUGGCUACACAACUUUGGGAAUGGCUCCUUCUCAGCCCGCCAAAGGAAUUGGCGACUACCUGGCGGCACACACCAUCAUCAAAGCCCACGCUCGCGUCUGGCACCUGUAUGAUGAGCAGUUCAGAGCUUCGCAGAAUGGUAGCGUGGGAAUUACGCUUAAUAUGGAAGGGCUUGAGCCAAUGACGAACUCGACAGAGGAUGUAGAAGCUAGUGAAAGAGCACGACAGUUUCAGCUGGGUCUCUACGGACACCCUAUCUACACUCAGAGUGGUGAUUAUCCGGCAGUGGUGCGACAGCAAGUGGAUGGCAACAGUGAGGCUGAAGGACGACCCCGAUCAAGGCUGCCAACAUUCACACAGGAAGAGGUCGAGUACAUUAGGGGUUCAGCGGACUUCUUUUCAAUAAACCACUACAACACGACUUUCGUGACGCCAGGACUCACGGGCGAUUCACCUUCCAAACUGCGUGACAUGGCUGUAAUUAGAUCAGAGGAUCAGCAAUUACCUUGGGGAUUUCGGAGUCAGCUAAACUGGAUUGCCAACGAAUACCCAGGAUAUCAAAUCAUGAUAACAGAGAACGGUCUCUACAAUAACGGAGGAAGGAACGACACUGAUCGCAUCGCUUACUUUCAUGCAUACCUUGGAGCUGUACUGGAGGCGAUACACAUUGACGGUGUUCCGAUUAUCGGAUACACAGCUUAUGGUCUCAUGGACAACCUGGAAUUUAACAUGGGAUUCACACGUAAGACUGGGCUGUACGAGGUGGAUUUUAGCAGCCCAAACCGGACAAGGACGCCCAAGGCAUCGGCCUUCUUCAUGGCAGAAGUCUUUAGCAGCAAGCAGCUGCCAGACCCGUACAACCUGUAG
Schistocerca piceifrons (Central American locust) is the source of this 1434-nucleotide messenger RNA. RefSeq names its product myrosinase 1-like. Lineage: Eukaryota; Metazoa; Arthropoda; Insecta; Orthoptera; Acrididae. Gene Ontology annotation, biological process: carbohydrate metabolic process. Gene Ontology annotation, molecular function: beta-glucosidase activity. The transcript has 11 exons. Bases 1 to 1434 code for a protein of 477 amino acids. The record is from RefSeq and is a predicted model, not a curated record.